AUGAACAGCGCUGCGUCUUACAAUCCACUCACAGUCCCAACUGCGCCCCUCAUUGAAAGUCAAACUGAUCAACAAGUCCCUUUUCAACAACAGCAAUACCCAAUUCAGUCUGCUCAAUAUCAAGGACCAGCUUAUUCAGAAUAUCAACCCCCACAAUAUCAACAAAACUAUAACCAAAGUACACCAAUCUUUGCGCAACAAACAGUCGAAGACAACAACACACUCAACGUGAAAUACAACAAAAUCUUCAUCAUUUUGUUUGCACUUGGAUUUCUGUUUGUGGUCCCGUGGUUGGCCGGUUUCAUCAUAUCGAGAAAAACAACAAACAAGACAGUCAGAGUACUCGGGUGGGUGUCACUCCUUUUGUUUUGGGUAGUCGGUGUCAUACUUUGCUUCAUACCAGCAAUGAUUAUUUAA
Messenger RNA from Entamoeba invadens IP1, 417 nucleotides. RefSeq lists its product as hypothetical. Bases 1 to 417 code for a protein of 138 amino acids. NCBI's taxonomy places the organism in Eukaryota, Evosea, Mastigamoebida, Endamoebidae. The record is from RefSeq and is a predicted model, not a curated record. The transcript has a single exon.